AUGUGUUCAAUUUCAACUGCAUGUAUAAAAAAAUAUUAUUUUUGUUUUCAUUUUCAAGAUUGUGUAUUGCUCUCAUUGAAUGGUCUAUCUAUGGGUACACAAUUUAGUUCGGCCACGCUGGACGAUGCCACAGUGGCUAUGAUUAAAUGUAAAACAAGAAUGAAAUCGACUGAAAUCACAGACUGGUUUAAUGAACUCAAAACACGAUGUCCAAAUGGUAAAAUGACAAAAAAAGAUAUGUUAAAAUGUUAUAAAGAUUUAAGUUCAUGUGACAUGGACAAAGUUGAACAUGUUGUUAAUGCUAUAUAUAAAGCUUUCGAUGUAGAUAAUGAUGGUAAAGUAGAUAUCAAAGAGUUCGCUAUUGGAUUUUUAUUGACUACGAAAGGUUCGAUAGAAGAAAAACUUAAUUAUACUUUUCAACUCUAUGAUAUUGACAAGGAUGGCUUUAUUGACCAAUCUGAGAUUGAUAUUAUGGCUAAGUAUGUAUUGCGGAUGUUAGGUGGUAAUGGUAGUGAAUCCGAGUCGGUUGAAUUGCUCAAACAUUUCAUUAGUGCAUGUCACUGUAAUGAACAAGGCCUAAUAACAAAGGAAAGUUUUGUGCGAGCCUUGUCCAAAAACGAAUUACUUUGUCAACUUUUAUCUCCUUUUACGUAA
Molecule: messenger RNA, 654 nt
Organism: Rotaria socialis
Lineage: Eukaryota; Metazoa; Rotifera; Eurotatoria; Philodinida; Philodinidae
Source: the annotation of a GenBank genome assembly